Messenger RNA from Didymodactylos carnosus, 2412 nucleotides. NCBI's taxonomy places the organism in Eukaryota, Metazoa, Rotifera, Eurotatoria, Philodinida, Philodinidae. The record is from the annotation of a GenBank genome assembly.
AUGGCGCUGUUCAGUUCUCAUGAUGAAGUUAAUUGCGAAAUAGAUAGUUAUUAUUCACAUUCCGCGGUUGGCCUACAAAAUGUUACAAACGGUAGUAAAACUAACAACGACGAUGACAACACACAUGUAACACCUAGUGCCAAUAUUGCUUUCUCAGCAUUAGUUCCAUCAUUGGUGCCACAACAUUUGUUACGUAAAACGCCACUCGAAGAUGAAACAGUCGAGUAUGAUGAAUUUGGAUUUCGAAUUGAAUCGUAUGAUGAAGAAAGUGGAGAUGAAGAACAUCAGCAAGAACGUCGGGAAUAUAUACCUUAUAUUGAAAAUGAACAACAAAAAUUAAAAUGGUUAAGUUUUCUAGAUUCGACGUAUCAUCUAGAUGUUGUCAAUGGUAUUACAGAACAGCAACUGCUUCAAAUUGAACCAAAGCAAAUUAAACAAGAUGAUAAAUUUCUUAAACUCUUAUCCGAAUCUCCAAUGGGCAUACCACAUUCUCAACGACCUCUGUUGUGGAUGUGUCUAAGUGGAUGUUUGAAAAAAAAACAUUCGACUAAAUUAAGUUAUUCAGAUAUUCUUAAACAUUGUAAUAAUGAUCAACAAUUGUAUUCGAAACAAAUUGAAAAAGAUUUGUUGAGGACAUUACCUACAAAUGUGUGUUUUAUGAAAAUGAAUUCAAGUGGAAUAUCAAGAUUGAGAAGAAUAUUGCGAGCAAUUGCAUGGCUAUUUCCAGAUAUUGGUUAUUGUCAAGGUACAGGUGUUAUUUGUGGCACAUUGUUAUUAUUUUAUGAAGAAGAAGAUACAUUUUGGAUGAUGUGUACACUUGUUGAAGAUCUAUUACCCGGUCAAUAUUAUUCGGUUUCACUCUUCGGUGUUCAAGUUGAUAUUCGUGUAUUUCGUUAUUUAAUUCAAAUUUAUCUUCCACAAAUUAACGAAUUAUUUCUUAAACAUGAUAUUGAUUUAACACUUAUCUGUUUUCAAUGGUUUCUUACAUUAUAUUCCAAUGUAUUUCAUAUUCGUCUUACUCUAAGGAUAUGGGAUUAUUUUUUUUUGAAUGGUAGUAUUGUUCUAUUUCAAAUUGGUCUUACAUUACUUAAACAACAUGAACCUAUUUUAUUAAAAUUAGAUAAUAGUGCACAAAUAUUUAAUUUUUUAUGUGAAUUACCAUCACUGUUUGAAUUUGAUCAACGAACAUUUAUACAAACAUCUCAUGGUUUAACACAACAACAAAUUGAUACGUAUAGAAAAAAAUUGAUGGCCGAAUUAAUGUCAGCUGAAGGUUUUACGAUUAAUCCAAAUGCACAAGUUACAAAUUUACCCAAAGAUAUUUUACAACGACGGCAUGGUUUACGAGGUUUAUACAGAAGACAGUUACAUGUUAAAUUAUCUUUUAGACGUUUUACAACAUCUCAAACUCAUUCAAUUCAAUCGUUAGCUGAACGUAAUAUUCAACAAACCGAAAUGUUAGUAAAUCUUCGAGAUUCCAUUUUAAAAAUUGCUAAACAUUUUAAAGAUAAUGAUAACACAAAUUCUUCGACUUUUGAUUUAAAUGUUGAUUAUUCCAUUGAGUCACACGUUAAAGAUCAUGAACAUUAUGCAAAUAUUUCAUUACAAAAAUGUAAACGAGCAAAAGCACUACUAGAUUUUGAAUGUCAAGAUUCAAAUGAAUUAGGUUUUAAAAAAAAUGAUAUUAUUAAAAUAUUAUCGAUGAAUGAUGAACACUGUUGGAUUGGUGAAUUAAAUGGUAAACAAGGUUGGUUUCCAGGAAAAUUUGUACAAUUGGUUGAUGAACGAUCAAAAUCCUAUUCAUUAGCUGGUGAUGAUAGUGUUGAUGAAACGAUAUCAGAUUUAGUGAGAGGAAAAUUGGCAACAAAUAUUAAACAAUUGUUUGAACAUGGAUUAAGAAAAUCAUCAGCCGUACUUGGUGGUAUAUGUCAUCCAUGGUUAUUUAUUGAAGAAGCAGCUUUGUAUACCAUUAAUAAAGAUUUUGAUAGUGUUUAUGCUCGAUUAAUAUUGUGUAAAACCUAUCGUCUCGAUGAAGAUGGACGAAUAUUAACACCAGAAGAAUUAUUAUGUCGAUCUAUUAGAUCAAUAAAUUAUACACAUAAUUUGGCUCAUGCACAAAUGGAUGUUAAAUUUCGUUCAUUCAUUUGUCUUGGAUUAAAUGAACAAGUUUUACAUUUAUGGUUAGAAACAUUAUGUUCAUGUACACAAAUCAUUAAUAAAUGGUAUUUACCCUAUUCAUUUUUAAGAUCACCAUGUUGGGUUCAAAUUAAAUGUGAUCUACGUGUAUUACAACAAUUUUCAUUUACAUUACAACAAGAUUAUGAAUUACCUAUGGGUUAUAAACAACUUGACGUUUGUUCUAGUGUAACAGAUAUGUUAAUUAAACAUCAUUUAUUUAGUUGGGAUUUAUAG